Messenger RNA from Rhagoletis pomonella (apple maggot), 3966 nucleotides. RefSeq lists its product as uncharacterized. The record is from RefSeq and is a predicted model, not a curated record. NCBI's taxonomy places the organism in Eukaryota, Metazoa, Arthropoda, Insecta, Diptera, Tephritidae.
AAGCAUAAAACGCCAAUGGAGCAAAUUCCUACAUGGGUCUGUAUCGCGCAGCAUGAAUCUCACUUCGACACCUCAGCCGUGGGACGUCUGAAUGCGGAUGGCAGCGCCGAUCAUGGAAUCUUCCAAAUCAGUGAUCUCUACUGGUGUUCGCAUGAUCGCUACGGCAGUGGCAAGGCUUGUGGUCUGCAGUGUACCAAGCUCCUGGACAACGACAUAACCGACGAUGUUCGUUGCGUCAAGCGCAUACACGGUGAACACGCGCGUCUUUCUGGUGAUGGCUUCACCGCCUGGACCGUCUACAACCAACACUGCCGCAACCAGCAGUAUGAAUUUGUAUCCUCGUGCUUCAAGGAUCAAUACUCAACGCUUCAACAGCCAGCUAAAACGCACGUUUUUACUUCACCCGUAACAUUCUCCUCCCAAACACCACACGCACACGCUUACCAAGUCAACCCCUUCCUCAAACACAGUGGCGUCCCACCAAAAUCCACACCUACACUUCAACAAUACACAUCCCCAAACACUUACACACAGCCACACCAUACACAACAACACAAGGGUAAAGUUUAUAAACGAUGUGAAUUAGCUCAAGAAUUGUAUUUUAAACACAAGUUUCCAAUGCAGGAUAUACCUACGUGGGUGUGUAUCGCCCAACAUGAGUCCAACUACGACACAUCAGCAGUUGGGCGUCUCAACGGUGACGGCAGCGCGGAUCACGGCCUCUUUCAGAUAAGCGAUCUCUACUGGUGCUCACACGACAACUUUGGCGGCAAGGCGUGCAACAUUCCGUGCGCGAAGCUACUCGACUCCGACAUAACCGACGACGUCAAGUGCGUCCGCACAAUACACGAGGAGCAUACGCGCAUCUCGGGCGAUGGUUUCACAGCGUGGACGGUGUACGACAGGAAUUGCCGCAAUCAGCAGAUUGAACAGGUCUCCGCCUGCUUCGAGAGCAAUGAGUUAAGUAAGACCGAACAAUUUCUAACUACAAUGCAGGUGGGUGGCUACCACGAUGACAACAAUACGUACACAACGACAACUGGGCUGGCGGUGGCGAAGGGUAAGAUUUACAAGGAGUGUGAACUGGCGCAGGAGCUGUACUACAAACAUGGGAUGCGUCUGAAUGAUAUACCAACCUGGGUUUGUAUUGCUAAGCACGAAUCUAGCUUCAACACGGCAGCUGUGGGACGACUAAAUGCAGAUGGCAGCGCAGACCACGGACUUUUCCAGAUCAGUGACCUCUACUGGUGUAGCCACGAGGAUUCCGGCGGUAAGGCAUGCAACAUUCCGUGUCACAAAUUGGUGGACGCGGAUAUCAGCGAUGAUGUGCAGUGCAUCAAAACUAUACACGCGGAACACACGCAAAUUUCAGGUGACGGCUUCACAGCUUGGGUUGUUUACAACAGACACUGCCGCAAUCAACAGUUGCAGCGUGUGGCUAAAUGCUUUCCAGCAGACGACAUACAGAAAGCACUUCACGCUGGCCCAGUCAUUGAGACAAAUACAGUUGGAAGUGGACAACAAGCCAGCGCUGUAGUGGGUAAAGGCAAAAUAUACAAGAAAUGUGAGUUAGCGCAGGAGCUGUACUUUAAGCACAAAAUGCCUAUGGAAGAGGUGCCCACCUGGGUUUGCAUAGCCGAGCACGAGUCGAGUUUGAAUACGGCCGCUGUGGGACGCCUCAAUACGGAUGGCAGUGCGGAUCAUGGCCUUUUCCAAAUAAGUGACCUGUACUGGUGCUCACACGAUGGCGGCGCUGGCAAAGCCUGUCAGAUUUCCUGCAGCAAACUGUUAGACAACGAUAUAACCGAUGAUGUGCGAUGCGUGAAAACCAUUUACGAGGAGCAUACACGUCUAUCCGGCGAUGGAUUCACUGCGUGGACAGUUUAUAAUCGGAACUGCCGCAAUCAGCAAUUGGAGCAGAUAAGUUCCUGCUUCGAUAGCAACGAAUUGCAGAAGGCACAUCAAGUCAAACGAGUUGGACAGACCACAACGCAAGGUUUCAGUGCCGAGCCAAGCGCAAAACCUGAUCGAGAACAAUCGCGUACCACACCGAGUAGCACGGAAAAAACAAAGCUGCAUUUGCAUCCAACAAGACCCUAUGUGAACAGUGACGUAUUCCGUACGACCCCUUUGAAAUCAAAAGCUCCAACCACCGCGCUUAAACCAGUUGCUGCGUAUGCGACACCUACCACAACUGCCAAAUCGAUUACCCAAAAUCCUCAAUUGCAAUAUUAUUCGAGUCUGCCCACAAUUACAACAAAGAAACCUACAACAAUGGCAACAGUUAUACAAAAGCCAACAACACUCGCUGGAAUAUCCACAACGAAACGGCCGAGCACAGCCCCAACUUGGAACUGGCAUCACCAACCACAAGUGCAACCUACAAAAGUGGCUUCCACUCAAAGAACGACAAGCACAACUAAGUCACAAAUAACAACGAAAUCUACAACAAGUGCUCCUCUUGCUACGCCAAGGACCACAAAACUGCCGAACACCCAGAGGCCAGUUACAGCAAAAAGCAGCAACUCUAAAAAAGCAACGGUAACUACAACGCAAAGACCAUUGACCACAAGAAAUACGAUAUAUCCCAACAAAGAAAAAACCGCUCAGACUGCAGCCACUACGAACAGGCCUAGAACAACAAUGUCAACCAAAAAACCGCUGACCACAAAAAAUGCAGGUGUUUCACAACGACAGAACACUCCAUGGACUACCACAACAACAACUCCAAUCCCUAAAACACUGGCCAUAAAUGGUUCACCAGUGACCCAACGAAAGACCACCAAGACUUCUGGCAACACGAAUAGACCAGCGACAACCACCACAACAACUAGAAAACCAACAACCAAACAAAGUCCAACAAAAACUACCUCAAGAAAUAUUGUCAGCGCUACUAAAACUGCCUCCAACCAUGAAAAUACAGCUGUCACGCGAAGACCUUCAACAACAGUGAGAUCGCCUACAACACAAAGAACUCCCGUUGCAGCAAAAACUACCACACGACCGACUACAAAGACAACUCAAAGGACGACAAAACGUACAACAACGACGACAAAAAUGCACCUAGAUUACUAUCCUUCCACGACUACACGGCAGCCAAGAACUACUGUAAGAACGCCGAUAACUACGAAGGUAACGAAGCGUCCUACAUCAGGUAUUCCGAAUACUUUCACAACUACAAGAGUGCCAUAUACAACCAGGAAGGUUACCACGACUCCUCCGAUUACAAGGUUUAAAGUAAAAUCACAAAAUAGCACCACAGCCACAACUAGGGCUCCGACUAAAAUACAGCCAGCGACGACAACGAAAAGUGUAAACACUGCCCGUGUAACUACGCGAAGACCCGCUUUGUAUGCAACGAGUGCUGCGGAAGCAACUACUACAACACUUAAACCGAAAUUUACCGGGUCUUCAACCAUCCGAACAACAAAUCCGUACCGCGACGACCCCUUCAGUCAUCCAUUUUUUGCGAAGUACAAAGAGCAGUUCACAGUUUUUGCCUCGACAACUACACGCAAGCCAGCGAGUACUACUAACAAAUACGAGUACCGGCCUCUGGCAAAGCAUGGUGAAGAGAGCGAAUACUAUCAGCAGUUCAGGAAUCAUACAGCUGGUAAUGUGAAGACCGUUUAUGCCUAUGCGUUUGGCCAAAACGGCGCGCUAACUGGACACUAAUUGCAGACGCUGGGAGCAAACAAAAGCUAUGUAUGUAUGUAGCUCCUCGCAUGCGGACAAAUGAAUACUCGUUUAUUGAGAUACAUACAACCGAAAGUGGAAUUCAAAGUAGUAUUAAGAGCCUAGUUAAGGAAGGAAAAUCGUUUGCGAAUUUUUGUGAUGCUGUCAAAAUGUGAUUUUUUUUUUAUAAACUACACUUUAAACGAGGACACGAGUAUACUACAUAAUCAUAGAUAAUCAAAUACACAUACAUAUUCAGAUAAGUACAUCGCCAUGGCACUGGAUGCAAUA